UCAAAUUUCAAAAUUCGAAAGUAGAAAGCAGAGGAAUUAGGGUUUGGAAAUCGAUAGGAAUCAAAAUGGCAUCAUCAGCAGACAUGAAAGGAUUCUACAAGCAGAAGAAGAAGAAUGCAGCGAUUAGCAAACCUUCAUCCAACAAAUCGAAAUCGAAGCCCAAGAAUGCUGUGAGUUUCGGAGCGCGUAAUGCACAACCUACUGCUCUCGUCGCCCAUGGUUCUUUGGAUCUUCAAGAGGGUCAUGAUGCAACUGAAGAAGUGUUGAGGCAAUUCGACAUGAACAUGGCAUAUGGGCCGUGCGUUGGGAUGAAGAGGAUGGAUCGUUGGGAGAGGGCUGCUUCGUUGGGGUUGAACCCUCCCAAAGACGUCCACCGUCUCUUGACAUCUACCUCCAACGAGGGUUCCUUGUGGGAUGGUCGCGUUUGAACUCCAAAACAAGAAUCUGUUGUGGGUAAGGUAUGUAGACACAAUACAUGGUACCUCUUUCCGUUUGUUUCCCUGUACAGUCUCUAGCUGACUCGGGUUUUUUCUUGCUGCCAUGAAUUAUCCUUGUGCUUUUAGCCAAGUAUCAAUCAAUGCUUUUGGUUGUUCUCUUCUGUUCUUAGUUUUGUUUUAUGGAACAAGUUCUUCUCUUGUGGGGUG
Molecule: messenger RNA, 644 nt
Organism: Cynara cardunculus var. scolymus (artichoke)
Lineage: Eukaryota; Viridiplantae; Streptophyta; Magnoliopsida; Asterales; Asteraceae
Product: DNA polymerase delta subunit 4
Exons: 2
Coding region: 66-428 (120 amino acids)
Biological process (GO): DNA-templated DNA replication; DNA synthesis involved in DNA repair
Cellular component (GO): delta DNA polymerase complex
Molecular function (GO): DNA-directed DNA polymerase activity
Source: RefSeq, a predicted model, not a curated record